AUGGCUAACAUCUUCCUGAAGGACUCUUCCGACUCCGACUCCGACAGCGACUCAUCCGACUCUGACUCUGAAGAGGAGGUCAAGAAGGCCGAGGAGCCUAGCAAGAAGCGCAAGGCCGAGGAGGCCCCUGACGCUUCUUCCAAGAAGGUCAAGGUCACCGCUGAGGGUCAGUUCGGUGAGCCCAGCAAGGUUCUCUUCGUUGGUGGUCUCUCAUGGAACGUCGACGAGGACUGGCUCUCCAAGGAGUUCGAGGAGUUCUCUCCUGUCUCCGUCAGAGUCAUCACCCACGCCGACUCCGGCCGCUCCAAGGGUUUCUCUUACGUAGAGUUCGCCGACGUUGAUGCCGCCACCCAGGCUCUCAACGCCAAGCACGGUACCGACCUUGAUGGCCGUACCCUCAAGUGCGACUUCAGCACUCCCAGAGACAACAGCAACCGUAGCUACGACAAGAGCCAGGUUGGUGCCCGCGCCAACGCUUUCGGUGACAAGCAGCAAAGCACUCCUUCUACCACUCUCUUCGUUGGUAACGUUUCGUUCAACACCACCACCGACAGCCUUACUGGCUACUUCUCCGAGUACGGUAGCAUCAACAGCAUCCGUCUCCCUACCGACCGCGAGACUGGCGCCCCCAAGGGCUUCGGUUACGUCGAGUUCGGCUCCGUCGAGGAGGCCAAGGCCGCUCUCGAGGGCCUGAACGGCGCUGAUGUCGACGGCCGCAACAUCCGUCUGGACUUCGCUGCUCCCCGUGACAACAACGGUGGCGGCGGUGGCUUCGGCGGCCGCGGUGGCGGUCGCGGAGGUCGCGGCGGCUUCAACGACCGUGGUGGUCGUGGCGGUGGCCGCGGUGGCCGUGGCGGCUUUGGCGAUCGUGGUGGUCGCGGUGGCCGUGGUGGCGGUCGUGGUGGAUCUACCAACCGCGGCGGCUUCGGCGACUUCCAGGGCAACCGUGUGUCUUUCGACUAA
Messenger RNA from Aureobasidium melanogenum CBS 110374, 963 nucleotides. Its product is annotated as RNA-binding domain-containing protein. Bases 1 to 963 code for a protein of 320 amino acids. Gene Ontology annotation, molecular function: RNA binding. Lineage: Eukaryota; Fungi; Ascomycota; Dothideomycetes; Dothideales; Saccotheciaceae. The record is from RefSeq and is a predicted model, not a curated record. The transcript has a single exon.